This is a messenger RNA of Nelumbo nucifera (sacred lotus), 3634 nucleotides long. Lineage: Eukaryota; Viridiplantae; Streptophyta; Magnoliopsida; Proteales; Nelumbonaceae. The record is from RefSeq and is a predicted model, not a curated record.
AGAGCAUGUAAAGAUUAAGCAUGAGAUCCCCUCGACACUAACUGCAUACUUAUGCUUGUCAUCCAUUAAUGCAUAGACUUAUUUAUCACAUUCGUGUACCACACGGGCCCAACGACUAGCCCGGUGACAAAGGGGCGAGUAGGGUGAAGAGCAUUAUUAUUGGCAGCUGUUGUGGUCUGAGUUAUAUUCUGGUUUGGUCGUCCGUCGUGCCUUAGCAUCAUCUGAGUCGGUGCUAAAUUGGUUAGCAGAAGAGUUGAAGGGUCAGUAGAAGUGGACCUGAGUGAUGGUUGUAUUUAGGGAAUUAGAGUAGGACACUGAUGGCGGUCAGGAUGAGAAGACAAACGACACCAAACUAUGGAUGAUGAAGCUUUGGCGGCUCAAUACCCUCCAUAAGGUUGUGCACCAGCGUUUCUAUCGGCUAUUAAAAUCCUUUCCUCCAUUUUCUCAACUUGUUUACGCUGCCAAAUUUAUCCAAACCAACGCUAUAUUUUGCAGAGAAAAAACCCAAGCUAUCUUAAGCUUGAUAGAGAAAGGUCACUUCACCCCGACGUCCAACGUGUACUCUAAGCUCUUAGUAGAAUGCAGUUCCUCCAAGUCUCUCAAACAAGGAAUGCAAAUUCAUGCCCACAUAAUCAAAUCUGGGUUUUCGGAAGACACCGCACUUCGCAAUCAUUUGAUCAAUUUAUAUUCAAAACGUCAGAUUUUUUGUUUCGCUCGCAACCUGAUUGACGAAAUUCCUGAACCGGAUUUGGUUUCUUGGUCUGCUCUUAUAUCUGGGUAUGCCCAGAAUGGGUUCGGCAAAGAAGCGUUGUCAGCUUUCAUUGAGAUGCACUCAUCGGGUGUUAAGUGCAAUGAAUUCACAUUUCCGAGUGUUCUCAAAGCAUGCUCGAUCACAAAGGAUUUGAAGGGAGGGAAGCAGAUUCAUGGGAUUGUGGUUGUCACUGGCUACGAGUCCGAUGUAUUUGUUGCCAAUACUUUGGUUGUAAUGUAUGCCAAAUGCGGAGAGCUCGAGGAUUGUAAGAGACUGUUUGAUGAGAUUCCUGAGCGGAAUGUCAUUUCUUGGAAUGCCUUGUUUUCUGGUUAUGUACAGAAUGAUUGCUAUGGAGAAGCAGUUGAUCAAUUUAAGGAAAUGGUUGCAGAAGGAACUAAACCUAAUGAGUUUAGUUUGUCAAGUAUCUUGAAUGCGUGCACAGGAUCAGAGGAUUAUAGUCAAGGAAAGAGAGUUCAUGGGUAUUUAGUAAAGCUUGGGUAUGAUUCGGAUCUAUACUCAAACAAUGCACUUGUGGACAUGUAUUCGAAACUAGGAGAUUUUGAGGCUUCUAUGGCAAUUUUUCAGAAUAUUGCCCUACCAGAUAUUGUUUCUUGGAAUGCUGCUAUUGCUGGUUGUGUUCUUCAUGGAUGUCAUGAUUGGGCGUUGGAAUUACUGGGACAGAUGAAAGAUGCAGGGACUUUUCCAAAUAAGUUCACUUUGUCAAGCAUUCUUAAAGCCUGUGCUGGAAUUGGAAUGAAAGAAUUGGGCAAGCAAGUACACUCUAAUUUGAUCAAAAUGGAUACUGAGUCUGAUACAUUUGUGAGUGUUGGCCUCAUCGAUAUGUAUUCAAAGUGCACUUUAGUGCAUGACGCCAGGAUGGUGUUUGAUUUGAUGCCAGAGCAUGAUGUAAUCUCAUGGAAUGCUAUUAUAUCAGGGUAUUCACAGAAUGGGGAGGACAAAGAAGCUAUCUCUCUCUUUAUAGAUAUGCUAAAAGAAGGAUUUGGCUUCAACCGGACCACUUUAUCUGUUAUCCUCAAAUCCACUGCUGUCUUGCAAGCCAGUGAAGUGGUUAAACAAGUCCAUGCACUUGCUAUGAAAGCAGGAUUUGAAUAUGAUAGUUAUGUUGUAAACAGCCUUAUUGAUUCUUAUGGAAAAUGUAGCCACAUAGAAGAUGCAACAAGAAUUUUCGAGGAAUGCCCUUUUGGAGAUGUAGCCUCUUUCACAUCUAUGAUCACAGCUUAUUCUCAAUAUGGGCAAGGUGAGGAAGCCCUGAAGUUGUUUCUGAAGAUGCUGGAUAUGGGGCUUAGGCCUGAUGGUUUUGUGUGCAGUAGCCUCCUCAAUGCUUGUGCAAAUCUCUCUGCAUAUGAACAAGGGAAACAAAUACAUGUCCACAUCUUGAAGUCUGGAUUUAUAUCAGAUGUAUUUGCAGGAAAUGCACUUGUUAACAUGUACGCUAAGUGUGGAAGCGUAGAUGAUGCUGACCGUGCUUUCUUGGAGAUACCAGAGAGGGGGAUAGUCUCAUGGUCUGCGAUGAUUGGGGGACUUGCUCAACAUGGGCAGGGGAGAGAGGCAUUAAGUUUGUUCCAUCAGAUGCUUGAGGAGGGUGUAUUCCCAAACCAUAUAACUCUAGUUAGUGUUCUUUGUGCCUGUAAUCAUGCAGGCCUCAUUGCUGAAGCCAAACAGUAUUUUGAAUCAAUGGAUAAGCAAUUUGGCAUUGAACCCAUGCAAGAACAUUAUGCUUGCAUGGUAGAUCUCCUUGGUCGUGCAGGGAGACUAGAUGAGGCAGUUGAGCUUGUAAACAAGAUGCCCUUUGAAGCCAAUGCCUCUGUAUGGGGUGCUCUUCUUGGUGCUUCUAGGAUCCAUGGGAACCUUGAACUUGGUAGACAUGCUGCUGAAAUGCUCUUUACUCUUGAACCAGAGAAAUCAGGAACCCAUGUUCUUCUUGCAAACAUGUAUGCAUCAGUGGGCAUGUGGGAAAAUGUUGCAAAGGUGAGAAGGCUGAUGAAGGAUAGCAAAGUGAAAAAGGAGCCUGGGAUGAGUUGGAUUGAAGUGAAAGACAAAGUACAUGCUUUUAUUGUUGGGGAUAGAAGUCAUUCCAGAACUGCAGAAAUAUAUGCAAAACUUGAUGAAUUGAGUGAACUGAUGUGUAAAGCUGGAUAUGUGCCUAUGAUAGAGAUUGACCUUCAUGAUGUAGACCGAAGUGAGAAGGAGCGGUUACUCUUCCACCACAGUGAGAAGCUUGCAGUGGCUUUUGGGCUGAUUGCUACUCCAGAGGGGGCUCCCAUUAGGGUGAAGAAGAACCUUCGUGUAUGUGUGGAUUGCCAUACUGCAUUCAAGUUCAUUUGUAAGAUUGUUUCAAGAGAGAUCAUUGUCAGAGACAUUAAUCGAUUCCACCACUUCAGAGACGGAUCAUGUUCUUGUGGGGAUUAUUGGUGAUGCUAUAGCAGAACAUUUGCUUUUGUUACACCUAAAAUACAAAACCUCAAAAUACGCUUCAUUGCAAAAGAAUGGGAUCCACACAAGUGUAAUGGCUUGAAAUGCUUUAUGCUAUUCUUUUUUUUUUUUUUUUUUAAUUUGAGUUAGUAAACUAAAUUAGAUUUUAUUUGUGAUUAAAGGAUAUAAAUUAACUUUUUCAUUUCUAUUAGGAAACAAGACAGUUUUAGAUCUAUAAAUUAGAAAAAUGGUUUUAAUUUUAAUUAGGAAACAACAUGGUAUUCUCCUUCCUUUUAAAGUAGAAUGCAUUUUUGGUCAUCCAUGAAUCUGGUGAGGACUAUAAAUUCCAAAUAUUUCACACUUACCAGAUGGCUGUCACCUGGGUUAGUUGUAAGGGUUUUGUGGUUAACAUGAUUCUCUAAACAUAGGGCUUCUUGUUUUCAAGGUUAG